AAAGAUUUGAAUGAUUGGAUUCAGGUGAAAAGACAGAAGCAUAAGUCUCGGGGAUUCCUCGGUGAUGCUCAGCCUAGGAAUCGUCAAUCAUCAUCCUCCCGCACCGUCAGAUUCAUCGCGCUCAUCUCGUCCCACUCCCACUAGUAUAUAGGAUUCACUUCACCCAUCAUUAGCCCUUCAAAAGAAGAGCUUUUUCCCUUUCGGGCCGACAUGGGUGCGGUUAAAUCGGCGAUCGCCGACGGAGUCCUGACUUUCAUGUGGGUGUUCUGCGCGUCGACGCUAGGGGCCGCGACGACGGUGGUGGCGGAGGCGCUCGGGCUCGGGGAGGCCGUCUUGCCGUGGGCGUCGCUGCUGAUAACCACCACGCUCGUCUUUGUCCUGGUGUUGGCGUUCGACCUGAUCGGGAGCGCGCUGGGCGGGGCGAGCUUCAACCCGACGGCCACCGCAUCCUUCUACGCUGCAGGCGUCGGCUCCGACGACCUUCUCUCCAUGGCUGUGCGGUUUCCUGCUCAGGCAGCUGGUGCUGUUGGUGGAGCGCUUGCGAUCAUGGAGGUGAUACCUUCACAAUACAAGCACAUGCUGGAAGGACCUUCUUUGAAGGUGGACUUGCAUACAGGAGCUUUUGCAGAGGGCGUUUUGACCUUUUUGAUCACCUUCCUCGUCCUCCUUAUCGUGCUCAGAGGGCCUCAGAGCUCCUUCGUGAAGACCUGGUUACUGGCCGCGGUGACCGUCGCCUUGGUAGUCGCGGGGUCUUCCUACACUGGGCCAUCUAUGAAUCCAGCCAAUGCUUUUGGGUGGGCAUAUGUGAACAACUGGCAUAACACAUGGGAACAAUUCUACGUCUAUUGGAUCUGCCCUUUUGUUGGAGCGAUAUUAGCAGCUUGGGUCUUCCGGGUUAUCUUCCCCCCGCCUGUCAAACAGAAGAAAGCCUAAGAAAGCACCUAGCUUUCUUCCUUCUGGGUGUCGGACAGCCGUCAUCCUCGAACUUGCUCGCCCGUCUUUGUUUUUUCUAUCUUUUUAGUUUACAGUGGUAGGCCUAGUUUCAUUCGUUGAUACAGAUUGGGACAUGGACGGCUACAGUGCACGUAAUAAUGAAAGUGGACAGUUGCUAUCUUUCCAUCCAAACUUCUCUUGCUUGGGCCGGAACUGUUGUAUGGA
This is a messenger RNA of Rhodamnia argentea, 1158 nucleotides long. Its product is annotated as aquaporin SIP1-1. Lineage: Eukaryota; Viridiplantae; Streptophyta; Magnoliopsida; Myrtales; Myrtaceae. Gene Ontology annotation, molecular function: water channel activity. The coding region runs from base 211 to 933 and encodes 240 amino acids. The transcript has 3 exons. The record is from RefSeq and is a predicted model, not a curated record. Gene Ontology annotation, cellular component: membrane. Gene Ontology annotation, biological process: transmembrane transport.